GCGUGUGAUUGUUUUCCGAAUGAGACAGUGUGCGUAGAUAGUAAAGUGGUACUAUAUAUCCUGCAUAUACAGUUCUUUUCUUCAUUUCACUGCAAGCAAGACAGCCGAGGUUUGUUGUUUUUCUUCCAACAUAAUAUGGAGGUGGCACCUUGUGCCCAGGAAGUUGGUAGACAUGCGGCAUUACUGUUGGCUUAUCUGAACUUGCAGAGAAAACAAGGCCACUUUUGUGACCUUGUGCUCAGACCGGGACAGAAUGCAGGUCAACUUUACCCCGCACACAGAUGUGUGCUGGCAGCCUCUAGUCCAGUGUUGGCAUCUGUCUUGUCCUCUGCUGGCGCUCUGGUGGAGCUGCAGGCCAAAUGUCUCUCUGACUCUGUAUUAACACCUCUUUUGGACUAUAUUUACACAGGGGAUUUGCCCUACAGUUACGGCCAGCAACAGUAUUAUAGUCUGCUCACAGCUGCCUGCUACCUGCAGAUGGAUGAACUGCAAAAGGCUCUGAGGGCUCAACAGCAGACUGAGGUUUGCACUGCAAAUGGCGCAGAGGCUUCUGCUGAAGCUGAAAAGAAUUCUUAUAGGACAACUGUGAAUACCUCCCCUCAUAUGCCAUCAACAUCCAGCAUUUUUACCUUUAGAAAACCUGACAAAACAAACAUCUCCAGUGAACAAAGUAUGACAACUUCACCAGACAGCGAUAUUCAGUAUCAGGAUUCAGACAAUGUGGAUCCGUUUAGUGAAAGUCAGAUGCUCUCAGCUGCUAUGGAUUGCAGCACUGAUGAAGUAGAAAUAGAUACAGGUAGAAAUAGCAGAGACCACUGCAGUGGAAGGGAUGCAAGGACUUUAAGCUAUCCAAGUGCACCCUGUGGUAUACUUGAAAGAACUGAAAGGAGCACAAAUGCAGGACAUGCCAGACAAGCAACUUAUCUAACGCCACAGCAUUUGACUCUGAAUGUCCCUAGCAUUGCUGAAGUGUAUCACACGUCUAAAGUGGACAAAGAGGCGGAAAAGGAUCGGCUUAAUCCAGCUGGCAUCUGGCAAAGGUACACAGGUGACACUCUGGUGAGGACAGCUGAAAAUAGGAGGAGCUCAUCUUCAUCCCCACAUUCAUAUUGUGCGGCAGUACCUGUCAUCUGUCACAGCAGCAGAGCAGCUAUCCCCCAGCUAGCAGAUGUGUCUCCUGUGUCUCCCUGCCAUUCAGCCCUCCAGACUUCAAGCAACUCCAGCAGGUCUCCAGUCUCACGUUCAGCGAGCAUAGAAAAUGACAGCAUUAUUGAAGGUAUUACAUCUAAAUGCAAACGUCAAUAUCAAGCACAGAGCCAGGAAUACGGCCACAAUAAAAAACACACUAUUACACAAAAUCUGAAUAACAAGGAUAAUUUAGAUCAAUGUGCUUUACAAGAUUUAUAUUACAAAUCCAGUGGAGGUAGAUCUCAUUUUGACAGCAGCGAUUCAGAUCAUUUUACAAUGCAGGGCAAUGAAUGUGUUGACAGAGGAUCAUCUCACUUUACCAACAAUAAUGAUCAGCAUGCUUAUUGUGAUUCCUUUCAGAAAAAUACACACAAUCUUAGAGAAGAUUCAGUGCUGCAGAGUAAGGACUGGAGUCAAGAAUUGAAGCAUAAAAUUGAUCUCAGGUUUGAUGAUUUCUCAACCAAAAAAAAGCAGCUGGAUUUCUUUGAAUCCUACAAUGUCAGCAAAUUGGCAACAGCAACAGCAGAACCAGGAGGUCUGAGAGCUGAAGUUCCACUUAUUGCUCAUCCUGUGGAGGACUUAAACACAGAACAUCUAGGUCCAGAGGAAGAGGUGAAAGAGGAACACAGUUACUCUAAUAGAGUUCCAGCUGAAAGUGAUAUACAGGACAGCCACUGCAACUAUGAACCAAAGAAAGGGUACUCAAACAUAUACAGAGCUGACACAAGUGCAAACAAUGCUCCUUCUAACCAUGAUUCAAACUACAGUCCUACAGCGGUGGACACCAAAGAAUACCAUGCUGAUAGCUUCCCGAAAGCUCUGCAAACUGAAAAGACCUCAGGCACUGACAUCACAGAAUCACAUUCGAUUUUUACAAUGCCUGCGGACAGAAACAUGUCUGACACCAGUGUUGACAGUGCUGUGAGACACUCUUAUCAUGGACAUCUUCGUUAUCAUUGCCUACAGCAUGAUGAUAUGCAAGAGGAUGUGCACUUAUUGCAGGGUGGUUCUGAUCACAAACGCUCCCACUCAAACCACUUUGAUGAUUCUGAUGGUUCAAGUGCGGAGGAAGACUUUGGUGCCUUUGAGAGUCCCCUAAAGCAGCACUACAGCUCAACAGAGACUACAGACCAGUUUCUUCUUCUGGAUAUUAGCACAAGACCUGCAGAACUAUUAGUAUCCUGCAAACACCGAUCUGGCAUAGAAGAGAAAGGGGAUAUGUUUGAAACUGGAAUCUGGGCAUAUGAUGGAGCAGAGAGGUACGAAAAAACAUCUGUAGCAUCUGUUGAAAUGAAAACAGUUAUGGCUAGGGCUAAAUUUGGAACUGGGAGACUUGAUAUGGGUGGCACACACUGGGCUGCAAAGACAAAUGCUGAGGAAAGAAAGCCUGUUGUUCAAAGUAGUCCAGCUGUUGAGACUAUUCAAAAUUCUUGCAUUGUGUCUGAAGUUUCCAACCUUAAAGAAGGUGAGAACCAAACCAUUACCUCGACACACUGUUCACCUCCUGGAGUGUCAGACUCCAUGCAACCCUCUGUGUCUUUUUGCAUGGCAUCUGGCCUUUCAACCAGCAUGCCAACCAAUAGAUCAGCUCAUCUGUCAUCUCCUGUUCACCACCCAUUCCAAUGCUCUCUAUGCGACCGUUCCUUUAGCCAGCGAGGUUCUCUAAAUAGACAUGUGCGGAGCCACCUUGGUGUAAGGCCCUUCCCCUGCCCCCGCUGCCCUAUGACUUUUUCACGCCAAUACCGUGUCACCGAGCACAUGCGUGUUCAUCAGCGAUGUACCCCUGGGAAUGAUUUUCAAAAGCCUCCUGCUUCAUCAACUUGAGACUUUGAGGAAAAGCUAGGAAACUGAAAUGCAUUUUUCAUUAUAAUAUAAUGUGUGUUAGGAUGACAGUUUCCUUUAGUGUCUUGCAAAUAUAUGUAAGACAGGGAAUUUUUUUACAUGUUCGAUUUUUAAAAUCAGAACUUGCAGAUGAAAGUUAGUGACUUUAAUGCAAUUAAUAUAGGCUAUUCUAAAUAAGCAAAAACAGUAGGAGGGCAAGAAAGUAAAGAAAAAUAAAUGUUGUGGAUCUUAAUCAUUUUAAUAUGCAGCAGUAGGUAAUCCUGUUGAUUCACAGCUAGAGCAUCCUGGAUUCAAACCAGGGCAGGGCCCUCCUGUUUGGAGUCUGUGCAUUUCAUCCGACCUCUGGGAUAUCUGGUUUCUGUCACCAGCAAAAACAAGUGUUCUUGCGCCCUUGACAAAGGUAAUAAAACUGGUGGGAGUUGUUUCCCAUAAUGUGUUCAGUAUAGAGAAUUUGUUUUCCUACAGCCAUUAAAUAAAAUAAUCUAUUAACUGAACAUAGUGCAAAGGCAACAUAUCAAAUGCAUAAACAGAGAAUGAAUCAAAUGAAAUGCUUUUUUGAAUUUGAUGCCAGCAACACAUUAAGAACAGAGUGCGAGACAAGGCCAUGUUGGCAGUGAUGCAUCAUCUCUGAUAUCAGAAACCCUGUAUAAGUAUUUGGCAACUGAGGUAACUAAAUGCUGAAGUUUUAAAGGCAAUAUGUUUCCCAUUCUUACCUUAGUGGAAGAUUUUAGCCUUUAAAGACUCUUUAAUUGUUGCAAUGUUAUUUUGUCAUUCACUUGUUGAAAUGAGCCUUUCCUUAAAAAGGUUUUCCUUUGGAUGAAAGGACUUAUUCCAAAACCUGUAUACUAAUCCACUAAUAUACCUCUAUACCAUGCAGUACUUUGAAAUGUGCAUUGAUAACAAACCACAUGGCCCCACUUCUCUUUACUGCAGAUUUUGUUUUUCAUAUAUACAUGUGUGCAUGUGAGGAUGUUCAUUUUUAAUCUUUGCAUUUUUUUUUUCCGCUAACAUUUGUGAAUGCAACAACAAAUCUUGUGAUUAAAUAUUCCUGAGCCUAUGCAGUUAUUUCCAGUACAGAACAAAUUUGGUUUUAAAUACAGUUCUGCUUAGCUGCCAUGUCACCAUUGGCCUUUGUGAAUAUCUCUGCAUACACAGAUUUCUCCAGAUUUUCUGUAUCUUUCAGUGAUAUUAUGUAGCUGUGUCUUAAAUUGGAAAUAUUGUUCUUAAAUUGUCUCUUACAGAGUUGUGAAUUCCUCCAUUCCUCUGAAAGAUGUGUCCUCUUUUUUCUGUUCCUUUUAUAACCAGUCAUGUUGUUUAGUCAUUGUCUUCCUCCAUGUCACCCUAUCCUAGCAUUCUCCUGUUAGCCCUAAAUUUACAUAUCCUUCAUUCUUCACCAUUUUUUUUUAAUUGCCCCAUUAUAACAUUUGCUUACAUCAAAUUCAAAAGUAUACAAUUUUUAACAGUUGAUAUAUUCCCUUUUUACUAUUUUAAGCUAAACAUAUGGUAUGACUGAUUUGCAAAUCAGUACGAAACCCAGAAGCAACCUGGAAAACAAGGUGGCAUUUCCCUGCAAACUAAGUGUAGAACAAAUGAAUAUUUUAUGUUUAUAUAUUUGGUAUUUCACAAUAACAAUGUGAAAAUAAUGGCCAAAUCUACAGAAAAUACCAUUCUGCAGCUUCCCUCUACUUUAUCUGUUCGGCUUGCAGUUUACCGUACUGGCAGCUAUUGCGUUCGCAUAUCAGUGUAAAACACUCUAAAAGAUUGCGGUAUACUACUGGCACCAAACAACAGACAGAUACCAGCUCAUGCACAAAGUAGAUCAUUUAGUAUCUAAACAGAUAGAGUUUAUUAGAGACCAAACCGAGUAAAACUCAAUAAUGACUUCACAUUCACCAGGUAGCCAGAACCAUGACAUUUCCUCUCUGUGUGUGAUUUAAUUUAAGGUAUUACCAUGUCAACUAACUGGCUGGUACAUUAUAUUCCAAAGUUGCUUUCACGGCCUUUCACUUCCACAGGUACCAGAGCUGUCUAGUCUAAUGCAGAGAGGGAGACACACACAUAUUCUAUGCUCUUAUUAACUUUACAUGUUUAGCCAUUAAGUAGUGUAGUAGAUCUUUGCCAUAAUAUUGACUUCAUUCCAUUUAGUGUUGUGAUUCUGAAUGUCUCUAUAUGUAAUAGUUAUAUGUCUCACAUAGUGUUCCCUGUAAGAGAGGACAGCUUGUUGGGUGUCACAGUGUUUGUGCCAAUGGUGUGAAACACGAGUCAAGGGCAGCUAUGAGGUUCUGUGCAUGUUCUGUCUGGUCUAUUCCAAAAUAUUUCUGUUAGGGACAGAAGGGUGAAAAAGGAUCAUAUUAUUUGGUAUCUUACACCUGGUAUGAACUAUUGGUACCUUUGAUAGGUAAAUACAUAUAUAAAUAAAAGGGCAAUGCAAUUUAUGAGAGGUGCUUUAAGUUCCUAAGAUUGUGUUUUCAUGUUCUGAAGUUCCCGCCUAUUUUAAUUUUUUUUUUAAAGUUGGGUUAUUAACUUGUGAUGCUAAAAAAAACCUUGUAGGACAUUUACUUGUGUACUUAUGAUUAAUAAGGACUGUUAAUAUUGUUUUGUUAUACUAAUGUAAUAGUUUGGGCUCUAUGGCUUUUGAAACAUUAGCUGUGAGAUGAGCAGUCUCCAGAUAAAAUCAACCAGCUGAUCUAAGAACACUGGAACAGUCAAACUGCAAAGUGAGACAAAGACAAACAUUUCUGAUAAAAAAGAUGUAAUUAAUUUUGAGAUCAUUUAACUUUAAUAUUAUAAGAAUGUAACAUUGUACUUUAACUGCAUUAAAAGGUUUCAUGAAAAAUGUUACGAUACCUUAAAAA
Messenger RNA from Maylandia zebra (zebra mbuna), 5885 nucleotides. RefSeq lists its product as uncharacterized. Gene Ontology annotation, molecular function: RNA polymerase II cis-regulatory region sequence-specific DNA binding; protein binding; DNA-binding transcription factor activity, RNA polymerase II-specific. Gene Ontology annotation, biological process: regulation of transcription by RNA polymerase II. The record is from RefSeq and is a predicted model, not a curated record. Gene Ontology annotation, cellular component: nucleus. Lineage: Eukaryota; Metazoa; Chordata; Actinopteri; Cichliformes; Cichlidae.